Molecule: messenger RNA, 882 nt
Organism: Aphanomyces invadans
Lineage: Eukaryota; Oomycota; Saprolegniomycetes; Saprolegniales; Verrucalvaceae
Exons: 2
Coding region: 1-882 (293 amino acids)
Cellular component (GO): lysosome
Molecular function (GO): cysteine-type endopeptidase activity
Source: RefSeq, a predicted model, not a curated record
AUGAAGUUGUUUGGCGCCCUCCUUGUCGCGUCCGCUGCCGCCACCAAGCAGUCGGUGAGCACGCUGUCGGCGGAUGAGCGCUCCGAGCUGCGCGCCGAGUUGGCCAAGUGGCGCGAAGAGUUUGGCGCUGCGGCCGAGGCGCAGGGUGUGAUGCCCCGCGCCAUGGAAGGCUCGAGCCCGUUGGACGCGGAAAACGACGCGCUCCAGCGCUUCUACGACAACAAGCUCGCGAUCGAAGAGGCCAGCCGCAACAACCCUGAAGCCACGUUCGACUACAACCACCCGUUUGCUCUGAUGACGCAAGCUGAGUUCAAGAAGUUCGUGGAGGGUGUGUCCUUUGAGGAAAGCCGCAGUGCGUUCCGCUCGGUCCCCGAGGCCGACUUGAACGUGAGCGGCGUCCAGGCGGCGACUGUGGACUGGACGACCGGCAAGUGCGUGAACCCCGUGCGCAACCAAGGCCAGUGCGGGUCGUGCUGGGCCUUCUCGGCCGUGGGUGCCGCGGAGCCGGCGCACUGCAUCGUGACGGGCGAGCUCCUCGACCUGUCCGAGCAGCAAGUGACGAGCUGCUCCACCGCGAGUGGUAGCGCGGGGUGCAACGGCGGUUGGCCGUAUGCCGCCAUGACGUACGUGUCGACGACGGGGCUCUGCUUGGAGAAGGACUACCCGUACACGUCGGGCAGCACGAGCCAAACCGGCACGUGCAACGCCAACUCGUGCACCAAGAAGAAGCUCAGCAUUGGCGCGACCGUCCGCGUGAAGGGUGAGGCGGCGCUGGACGCGGCUCUCAACACGCAGCCUCCGUCGGUGCUGGUCGAAGCGGGUAACUCGGUGUGGAUGAACUACCGCUCGGAUCCGCAACUCGUGGGGCACCAACUGGGGUGA